CUCAACGCACUCUUCUCUCUUCACUCUCACUCUCCGCCGCGGAUGGAAGCAGCAGCCAUGGCCAACACCGUGCGGGUCGCCACUGCUCAGAUGACCUCCGUCAACGACCUCUCCGCCAACUUCGCCACCUGCUCUCGCCUGGUGAAGGAAGCGGUCACCGCCGGCGCGAAGCUACUCUGUUUCCCGGAGAAUUUCUCCUACGUCGGCUCUAAAUCCGGCGACAGCCUCACGAUCUCCGAGCCAAUUGACGGUCCGAUCAUGGAUAAUUAUCGGUCACUAGCUAGGGAUUCAAGCAUCUGGCUCUCGCUCGGCGGAUUUCAGGAAAAAGGAUCGGACGAUUCGCGUCUCCGCAACACGCACGUGAUAAUCGACGACGCCGGCAACAUCAGGAGCAAGUACAGUAAGAUGCAUCUGUUCGACGUCGAUGUGCCUGGCGGCGCGGUGUACAAGGAGAGCGGUUUUACCGAAGCCGGAGAUGAAAUCGUCGCCGUCGAUAGUCCGUUUGGAAGGUUAGGGUUAACGGUUUGCUACGAUUUGCGGUUUCCGGAGAUCUAUCAGCAGCUGAGAUUCAAUCGCGGCGCGGAGGUGCUGUUGGUGCCGGCGGCGUUCACUAAACCUACGGGGGAGGCGCAUUGGGAGAUUCUGCUCCGCGCGAGGGCGAUUGAGACGCAGUGCUAUGUGAUUGCGGCGGCGCAGGCGGGGAACCACAGCGAGGAGAGAGAGAGUUACGGUGAUAGUAUGAUUAUUGAUCCGUGGGGUAAAGUUAUUGGGCGGUUGCCGGAUCGGCUGUCGACUGGAAUUGCGGUUGCGGAUAUUGAUUUUGCGGCGAUUGAUUCGAUUAGGAAGAAGAUGCCGAUCGAUCAGCACCGGAAGCCGAGUGAGUUCUGGAGAUCGGUGGAGGCGUCUCUGUGAUGUGGAACGAACAGAUCUGCUGAUUUCGGCGUGUUCAUGUAGAGUAUCACUCACCUUUUUUUUCAUGUUGCUGUAUUUGUAUUUAUAAUUUGCUUGAAUUUAUGAUGCUCUUGAACAUGAACAUGAACAUUAUGAUAAGUUGAUACAGUAGCAUUCUUCCUGA
Molecule: messenger RNA, 1075 nt
Organism: Salvia hispanica
Lineage: Eukaryota; Viridiplantae; Streptophyta; Magnoliopsida; Lamiales; Lamiaceae
Product: Nitrilase/cyanide hydratase and apolipoprotein N-acyltransferase family protein
Molecular function (GO): hydrolase activity, acting on carbon-nitrogen (but not peptide) bonds, in linear amides
Source: RefSeq, a predicted model, not a curated record